AUGGGGCUGAGGGCCUGGCUGAGGAUCGUGUGCUGCUGCUGCUGCCCGUGCAGGUGCCUGGAGGAGCCCGCCGUGCCCGAGAAGGAGCCCCUGGUCAGUGAUAACAAUCCAUAUUCUUACUUUGGAGCCACGCUGGCGAGGGAUGAUGAAAAGAAUCUGUGGAGUGUGCCUCACGAUGUGUCCCACACAGAGGCAGACGACGACAGGAUUCUCUACAAUUUGAUCGUUGUUCGUAAUCAACAGGCCAAAGAUUCAGAGGAGUGGCAAAAACUCAACUACGAUAUCUACACCCUGCGACAGAUUCGAAGGGAAGUGAGAAAUAGAUGGAAACGCAUUUUAGAAGAUUUAGGUUUUCAAAAGGAAGCAGACUCUUUGUUGUCAGUGACAAAACUCAGCACCAUCAGUGAUUCUAAAAACACAAGGGAAGCUCGGGAGAUAUUGUUGAGACUGGCUGAAGAGACCAGUAUUUUCCCAACCAGUUGGGAGCUUUCGGAGAGAUAUCUCUUUGUUGUGGACCGUCUCAUUGCACUCGAUGCUGCAGAAGAAUUCUUUAAAAUUGCCAGUCAAACGUACCCCAAGAAGCCUGGGGUCCCAUGCCAGGCAGAUGGCCAGAAAGAACUGCACUACCUUCCCUUUCCAAGUCCCUAAGGGAGAGGCUACGAGGCAGAAUGGGAUUUCUCUUACUGGAACUCAACAGCCUACCAGAGUUGGACAGAUGCGUGUCAAAGAGAAUGGGCAAGAAGAGGCUAGCUAAGAGAAAAAGCAUUCUGAGUCCUACAAAAGUCUAAGCGUUUGGAUAUCUGCUCAUCAUGAGGACUUGACUAUAUGAAAGUUGAGGCUGCGUUGGAACGCCCUGGUGAUCUUGCAUCAGAGAGUUGGUCAGUGGGAUAUUUCAUCAUGGGUGAUUAGAUUCCAAGAACCCAUUGCCCCCAUUUUGGUUUUGGUUGUACAAUAAGCUGUAGCCACUAAUCCUACUGGGAGAAUAGGAUGUUCUAGUUAAUAAGAUUAAUAGAGCUAUCAUUGAGCCCAAAUAUGGAUUACCAAUUUUUAAAUAAUUGUUAUAUAAUAUAGGCUAACACCAAAAUAAUACCAGGCGUGACAAGACCUUUCUUUGAUUUGGAAGCACCUACAGAACCUUGGAGGUGUUGGAGGCAUCAUUUUGAGAUCAUUCAGAUUGUUUAGAUAUACGAAAUGAGAGAACUAUCUAGGAGUGCCGCUCAGAAGUGAAUCCUAAAUAGAAUGCUCCCAAGCAGAACUUCCUG
Molecule: messenger RNA, 1262 nt
Organism: Lipotes vexillifer (Yangtze River dolphin)
Lineage: Eukaryota; Metazoa; Chordata; Mammalia; Artiodactyla; Lipotidae
Gene: MREG
Product: melanoregulin
Exons: 5
Coding region: 1-648 (215 amino acids)
Biological process (GO): melanosome transport; melanocyte differentiation
Cellular component (GO): melanosome
Source: RefSeq, a predicted model, not a curated record